AUGUCCUCUGGUCCUCCUCUGUCCUCCCCUGGUCCUCCUCUGUCCUCCUCUGGUCCUCUUCUGUCCUCCUCUGUGUCCUCUGGUCCUCCUCUGUCCUCCUCUGGUCCUCCUCUGUGUCCUCCUCUGGUCCUCUUCUGUCCUCCUCUGUGUCCUCUGUCCUCCUCUGUGUCCUCCUCUGUCCUCCACUGUCCUCCUCUGUGUCCUCCUCUGUGUCCUCCUCGGGUCCUCCUCUGUGUCCUCUGGUCCUCCUCUGUGCCCUCCUCGGGUCCUCCUCUGUGUCCUCUGGUCCUCCUCUGGUCCUCCUCUGGUCCUCCUCUGGUCCUUCUCUAUGUCCUCUGGUCCUCUUCUGUCCUCCUCUGGCCCUCCUGUGUCCUCGUCUGGUCCUCCUCUGUGUCCUCUGGUCCUCCUCUGUCCUCCUCUGGUCCUCCUCUGUCCUCCUCUGGUCCUCUUCUGUCCUCCUCUGUGUCCUCUGGGGGGGCAGGCUGCGUCCCUCGCCUCUCCCGGGGCUUCAGUGGUGCAGCUGUAGGGGGCGCUGUGGGCUCGGCUGGAGGUCUGCUGGAGAUGGACCCUGUGAUCCUGCUGCAGCUGCUGGAGCUGAAGGAGCACAGCAGCGUGGAGUCAGUGUGGGGGCUGCAGCCACGGCCGCCUCUCUCCCUGCUCAGCCAAGCCCACUUGAGGAAAGAGCGUGAGCAGCGGCGCCCCCAGGUGGUGAAGCGCUCUGUCCCGGACUCCGCGGUCCUGCUGCGACUCAAGGCCCAGAUGGCCGAGGGGACCCGCCCUCUCCGGUACCCGACUGUGAGAGGGUACCGGGGCCCAAGGGUGAGGAGCCGGAGGGACGGAGAGGACGAGGACAAGCGGGACAGUCAAGUACCAGUGGAGGGCGAGGACGAGUGGGACAGUCAGGUACCAAGAGAGGGAGAGGACGAGCAGGACAGUCAGGUACCAGGAGAGGGAGAGGACGAGCAGGACAGUCAGGUACCAGGAGAGGGAGAGGACGAGCAGGACAGUCAGGUACCAGGAGAGGGAGAGGACGAGCAGGACAGUCAGGUACCAGGAGAGGGAGAGGACGAGCAGGACAGUCAGGUACCAGGAGAGGGAGAGGACGAGCAGGACAGUCAGGUACCAGGAGAGGGAGAGGACGAGCAGGACAGUCAGGUACCAGGAGAGGGAGAGGACGAGCAGGACAGUCAGGUACCAGGAGAGGGAGAGGACGAGCAGGACAGUCAGGUACCAGGAGAGGGAGAGGACGAGCGGGACAGUCAGGUACCAGGCGAGGAUGAGGACGAGCGGGACAGUCAGGUACCAGGAGAGGAUGAGGACGAGCGGGAUAGUCAGGUACCAGGAGAGGGCGAGGACGAGCGGGACAGUCAGGUACCAGGAGAGGGCGAGGACGAGCGGGACAGUCAGGUACCAGGCGAGGAUGAGGACGAGCGGGACAGUCAGGUACCAGGAGAGAGCGAGCGGGUUAGUCAGGUACCAGGAGAGGGCGAGGACGAGCGGGACAGUCAGGUACCAGGAGAGGGCGAGGACGAGCGGGACAGUCAGGUACCAGGAGAGGACGAGGGGGACAUGGCCCCCGUCCUGGAGUCCUGUCGGGCCCCUGAGCUGCUGACGCUGGACUCUCUGCUCAUGACAGGAACAGUGAAGGCUGAGGCCCCAGCAGAGAGCCUGUCCUCUGGGGCCCCGAGCCCCAGUCCCAGUCUGCUAUUCUCCGGCCCUGGGUUCCUCAGCACAGGGGGGGCGCCAGAGCAGCCAGAGGGGUUUGGAGCACAUCACCCCAGUACACAGCCCCGAGUCAGCGCAGACCCGGCCUCAGCUGUGAGCAGUGACAGUGGCACCGAGGACGAGAGCCACUACAGCCCCCCGACAGGUGAGCAUCUGCUGUCGGAGGACGUGGGGCUGAAGUCUGAGAGAGAGAUCCGAGACGCAGACCCACGGGACCCAGAGAGAUCCGAGACGCAGACCCACGGGACCCAGAGAGAUCCGAGACGCAGACCCACGGGACCCAGAGAGAUCCGAGACGCAGACCCACGGGACCCAGAGAGAUCCGAGACGCAGACCCACGGGACCCAGAGAGAUCCGAGAAGCAGACCCACGGGACCCAGAGAGAUCCGAGACGCAGACCCACGGGACCCAGAGAGAUCCGAGACGCAGACCCAUGGGACCUAG
Knipowitschia caucasica is the source of this 2169-nucleotide messenger RNA. NCBI's taxonomy places the organism in Eukaryota, Metazoa, Chordata, Actinopteri, Gobiiformes, Gobiidae. The record is from the annotation of a GenBank genome assembly.